Molecule: messenger RNA, 1599 nt
Organism: Rhipicephalus sanguineus (brown dog tick)
Lineage: Eukaryota; Metazoa; Arthropoda; Arachnida; Ixodida; Ixodidae
Product: retinol dehydrogenase 7
Exons: 5
Coding region: 50-1141 (363 amino acids)
Molecular function (GO): oxidoreductase activity
Source: RefSeq, a predicted model, not a curated record
CGCGGAUCCAGCUGUGUGCCGAUGCCUACGGUAGAAGGGGUGCACAGCCAUGCGGACUUCGUGGGUUCUGUUUGCCGUGUUCUCGGUGCUACUAUGGGACCUGUGGUACCAUGUGCCGCUGCUUCCCGAACUCGGGAGCCUCGUGGGGUCUUUCGUGAUCAUCCUGUGUGUGUCAUACUGCUUGUCUGGGAUUGUAUGGGAGAAGUUGUUCGUCAAGCAGCUGCCCGUCGAGGGUAAAGCUGUUCUCAUCACAGGUUGUGACAGCGGCUUCGGACACGCGCUGGCUACUCGAUUGAGCCGAGACGGAUUCAUGGUGUUCGCCGGAUGUCUCGACUCCCAGAGCGAGGGGGCCAGGGACCUCGGCAACCUGCGCUAUGUGACGGUACUCCAGCUGGACGUCACCAAAGCAGAGCAAGUUGACGCCGCCUUCGAAAGAGUUGAGCAAGCGCUGGACUCUAGAGCACUCUGGUCCGUAGUCGCCAACGCCGGCGUACGAAACAACGGCCUUCUGGAGUGGCUCACGAUGGAAAGCAUCACGAAGAUAUUCGACGUGAACGUUUUCGGGACGCUGAGGGUCACCAAGAAGUUCCUUCCGAUGCUGAAGAAGAGCAAAGGACGCAUGAUCGUUGUCACAAGCCCAUUCGGGCACGUUACGAUGCCAAUGGGAGUGCCAUACUGUAUGACGAAGUACGCCCUGGUGUCAAUGGUCGAUGGACUGCGACGAGAAUGCAAAGGAAAAGGCGUGGAUUUCGUCAACAUAGAACCGAUCGCAUACAAAACGGCGAUCACAACCAACCUGGGUGCACAGUCCGAGACGCAGCCAGAACUUCAGCAGCAGCCACCAGAGGUCGUGGCCGACUACAGCGCGGAGGAGGUGCAGCGGUGGCUCGACACGCCCAGGCAGCUCUACGAAUUGAUAUCCAGAGACGACGUGAACGAAGUGGUGGACCAAAUGGUGCUAGCGAUCCGAGAGACAGACCCAAAGACCCGCUACAUCUCAAAGUUCCGGUUAGGUGGAUUCUUGUACUACGGGGCCGCAGUGUUACCCACCGAACUAGCGGACUUGGCAAUUGGACUGGGCAUCAGGACGCUGCCGUUCGUGUCAAGAAUGAUGAGGACUCGUGCCGAAAAAAGCGACUGACGUCACAGGAGCACACCCGAGUGGCUAGAAGAAAAAUUCACACGUUCCCUUUUGCAUUUGCCCAAGAUGACUGCAAGGCCAAAACCAUCUUGUUCUUUUCCUUUUCAGUUGAUUGCAUUGGUCCCACCCGAGAGCUUUCCGCAUCCAAUGUGGCAUUGUACUGCCUCCGGGAUCGGAGAAAUUGCAAGCUUUCUGCACCUCACGUGGUUUUGCAGUGCCUCCGUGAUCGGCCCACUUUAGAUCAAGCAACGAUCUCGUGUGAUGACGUCAUCAUGUGCCCUCAUAGCGAUGUCACGAUGACGUCCGGUUCAUAUGACAUAUUGUACUGCUCACGCUUAAACUGUGCACAAUGAUGUACAUACACGUGCUGUCGGUGCGUUGGGAUUGUCGGAGUGCUGAUUUGAACCAUACUUACAUAAUAAACACUGGCAUCUUCAUCUUUAUACGUGCCAAUUAAC